AUGUAUAGACAAAUACCUUUAUCUGUUGCGUUCAGUAGUGAAAACCCUGACGUCAAAAUAAAGGGGAACAGAGUAACGUUUAAGUUUCCAACAGACUGGAUUGUGAACAUAAAUGAAGAGAAGUACAUUGGCAUAACAUCUAUGUAUAUAACACGUGCUUUCAGAAAGGUUGACUUUAUACUUCAAGUCGAGAUAGAAAAUGACGAACAGUCUUUAAGCGCCCAAAACAUUCACAUAUACAAAUACUUUAAAGACGAUACAACAUUGCAACAAUGUAUGAUUUCAUUUAAUGAGAUGUUCGAGAAAAAGUUCAACAUUGAAGUACAAACUUUACAGCCUUUACGUGAGUUUCUUGCACAACUGAAAGAAGAAGGUAGUCAGCCACAACUUAUAGACUUUCAUUAUGAAUUUAAUGAAAAUGAAGAUGGAACUCAUGACUGUCAAUUCAUUGUAUUCUCACCAUUCAAUGAAGUCGCUAAAGAGAAAAAAAAUCCAUUACGUAUAAGAUUUCAAAUCUCUGAACCAAGUGAUGAUUUCAAGAA
This is a messenger RNA of Trichomonas vaginalis G3, 542 nucleotides long. RefSeq lists its product as uncharacterized. NCBI's taxonomy places the organism in Eukaryota, Parabasalia, Trichomonadida, Trichomonadidae. The transcript has a single exon. The record is from RefSeq and is a predicted model, not a curated record. The annotation marks the transcript as partial.